Molecule: messenger RNA, 673 nt
Organism: Oncorhynchus kisutch (coho salmon)
Lineage: Eukaryota; Metazoa; Chordata; Actinopteri; Salmoniformes; Salmonidae
Product: pro-neuropeptide Y
Exons: 4
Coding region: 83-385 (100 amino acids)
Biological process (GO): neuropeptide signaling pathway; feeding behavior
Cellular component (GO): extracellular region
Molecular function (GO): neuropeptide Y receptor binding; neuropeptide hormone activity
Source: RefSeq, a predicted model, not a curated record
UACCCUAUGCAGAACGCACAGCAGCAGAAAGACGCCUGAGGACAACUUCUAUCCAAACUAUAAUUUAAACCCUCAAGUCAAUAUGCAUCCUAACUUGGGUACCUGGCUGGGCGCAGUGACGCUCCUCGUCUGGACCUUCAUAUGCAUCGGGACCCUUGCGGAAGGCUACCCGGUCAAACCCGAAAAUCCCGGCGAAGAUGCGCCCGCGGAGGAACUGGCCAAGUAUUACUCCGCUCUCAGACAUUACAUCAACCUCAUCACAAGGCAGAGGUAUGGGAAGAGGUCCAGCCCUGACACACUGGACACACUGAUCUCAGAAUUGCUGCUGAAGGAGAGCACAGACACGCUCCCACAGUCCAGAUAUGAUGAACCAUCGUUGUGGUAAUAGUGUCUGUCCCGGCCCAACACCCGGGCUCAUCGUCGUGGCGACGAGCAACUGAUCUCACCAACAUGGCCGCCUCACCAUGGCCGAUGUCCCAUCCUAACAACCCCAAUGGGUUUCAUGAGUAUGCAUCCCCCUCUCUCCCCAUCCUCCAUCCAGAGGCCAGAUAACUGUUCAGGGUCUUAUGAAAGUCGUUAUCUGUGCAUUGUUAUUCUAAAUCAGGGGAGAGAAUUAUUGAUUGUAUGGUCAAAACUGUGCUAUUAAAUAUGAAUUAUAUAACGGAUCUACUUA